Molecule: messenger RNA, 524 nt
Organism: Centruroides sculpturatus (bark scorpion)
Lineage: Eukaryota; Metazoa; Arthropoda; Arachnida; Scorpiones; Buthidae
Product: cytochrome P450 3A19-like
Exons: 3
Molecular function (GO): monooxygenase activity; oxidoreductase activity, acting on paired donors, with incorporation or reduction of molecular oxygen; heme binding
Source: RefSeq, a predicted model, not a curated record
UUUAGAUUCGUUACAAGAACAACAAAUAGAGACAUAAAAUAUAAAGAUUACUUAAUUCCAAAAGGCUUAGGAAUUCAAAUAGCACUUUGGUCUUUGCAUCAUAAUCCAGAAUAUUGGCCAGAUCCAGAAAAGUUCAUGCCAGAGAGAUUUUCUUCAGAAAACAAAUCUAAAAUUCAACCAAUGUCAUAUCAACCAUUUGGUUCUGGACCAAGAAAUUGUAUUGGAAUGAGAUUUGCACAAUUAGAAGUAAAAAUGGCAAUUGCCAGAAUCAUAAAAUCAUACAAAUUAAUUACAGAAGAGAAGGAAUUAAAAAUAGCAUAUUCAUUUGUGACAUCUCAUCCUAAGCAUGGAGUUAAAAUCAAAGCUGUACCUGUCUAAAUUGUUUCCAAUAGUAUACAAAAAAGCAACAUUGCUAACAAUUGCUGUAAAGAUAAUUUUUUAAAAAUUAUUGAUAAUAUAUGUAACUAUUGUGUAAUUGUCAAAAAUAUUUAAUAAAUAUCAAAUCAUUAAUUAAUAAAGCAUUU